ACCUGUACUUCGAUCUUCUCAAACAAAAUCAUCAAUCAAUUCCACUUUCAAUCAUCUGUUACAAUGGCUCCAACAACUUGGCUACCUCUUCUCCUAUACAUCCUCACUACCUUCUUCAUCCCUCUACAAACGGUCGAAGCGCUAGUCAAGCGAGCUAUGCCAAAGCUGACUCUCCCCUACGCUACUUACGAGGCCGCAAACUACAAUCCCCUCUCAGAUGUUCGUUCUACUUCCUCUAUAUGUACCUUUCCCGGUCCUGAUGACGCCAAAGCUAAUGGAGAUUUUCAGGUCUACACAUUCAAAAACGUCCGCUUCGCGGCUCCGCCCCUAGGUGACCUCCGCUGGGCAAUACCUGAACAACCACUUGUUGAACCUGGGGUCCAGAACGGAUCGGUUGGAUUUGCAUGCACGCAAAGCUUGCCUGCAGGACUGAAUGUGGGUUCGGGGAGCCGCAGUCCGAAGCUAGAUUAUUUCUUCCUUGAUGUAUACGUGCCAGGCAAGGCAAUUCGGGGGGAAGUAGCGAAGUUACCGGUGAUCGUGUGGAUAUAUGGAUGUGGUUACUCGGCCGGGUCAAAGGAUGGCGGGAUCUCUCUAGGGCUGUACGACGGAACCGGCCCAAUCGUGAGUUCUGGUGGCAAUAUCAUCGUAGUGACGUUUAAUUACAGGGUCGGCGUGUACGGGUGCCUCGCCGGCAGGACUGUCGAGGCUGAAGCUGUAGCUAACGCCGGUCUCCACGACCAGUACGCCGCCUUCGAAUGGGCGAACAAAUACAUUUCCAUCCUCGGCGGUGACUCUAAUACCGUCUCUGCUUGGGGCGAGUCCGCAGGCGCCGGUUCAAUCUACCGGCUCCUAACGAGAGAAAGCGGAACGAGUCCAGGGUUUCCGGAUAAGAUUGACCGCAACUGCUCUAUCGAGCGGGACUACCAGAAGUUCGAAAAAGCAGCGGGAUGCGAAGGUCAGGGAUUGGCGUGCUUGCGCAACACAGACGCCUCCAUUAUCAACCAGGCCAACGAUCUAGUUACUAGUAAUCCAAUUGCCCCUGUGGUUUUCAGUCCGGCGCCAGAUGGGAUUUAUUUCCGUCAGCAUCCUGCAGUAGAGUUCGCCUUAGGCAAUAACUGGGCGGAGAUGGAUUCUGUUAUCCCCUCGCACUGCCUUGAUGAAGGAGCGUUAUUCGUCAACCACUCUAUCCUAACGGACAAGGAUCUUAACGACUACCUUGAAUAUACCUGGCCGGCUUACGCAGUCAAAGACUACGAUGUAGUAAAUAAAAUCGAGGCCGAGUACCCUUCCGCGGCUUUCAAAACCGAAGCGGAUAGAUACAAGGCCAUUAUUGCACAAUCCAGCUUCCUCUACAAUACCAAUUUUCUUAGUGUUGCGUACUCUGGCAAAACCUACAACGCGCAAUUUUCCGCACUCAACGGAACUCAUGGCUCAGACGUUCUGCCGACCUGGUACGAUCCUUUCGCCUUUACCAAUGUCUCCGGGAUCGAGCUCCCGCUUUGGAGUACGUCGCUAUUCAAAGGCUUGCCGAUCCCAGGUGUUGCUCGCGGAUAUCAGUCAUACCUCGUCAGCCAUGCCCGCUUUGGCAACCCCAACUCCAACCAGUCUCUCAACAUUCCGCCAACGAUAGAGUGGCCGGUGGUGGGGGGACAUCCUGACGGGUCUUCCCCAAACUAUCUUUGGGAUGUGCUUAAUGUCACCGACACUGGCUUUGAGCUUAUCGAGGAUAGGACGCAAAAUCGCUCUAUUUGCCUUUUCUGGGGCGGGAUUAUUUUCGCGACCACGGUCUUUGGUGGGUAUGACUUCCCUAGGCUCGCGGGUGGGUGGCGCGUCUAGCUAGACAAAAUGCG
Mytilinidion resinicola is the source of this 1850-nucleotide messenger RNA. RefSeq names its product alpha/beta-hydrolase. The transcript is spliced from 6 exons. The record is from RefSeq and is a predicted model, not a curated record. NCBI's taxonomy places the organism in Eukaryota, Fungi, Ascomycota, Dothideomycetes, Mytilinidiales, Mytilinidiaceae. The coding region runs from base 64 to 1836 and encodes 590 amino acids.